UGCCCCGCGGCCAAACGUUCGGGGAAGAACCAACCAUGGCGCACCGACCAGGUCGCUGCCGCAACAAAACCGACGCGUAAACGAGUGGAAAAGUCCCGGUUUUUCGCCGUCACGGCGAGGGCCCGACCCUGCCUGCCUUCAUCCCCCGGCCGCGCCGUUCGUUAAAACCCGCGUCUUUGACUCGCUCCGUCUCCCGUCCCGUGGCAUCCGGCUCCCUUGAGUCCAAACCCAGCAACCGGAGCGGCGAAUCUCGGCAGGCAGGCACCACCGCCCAGCAAGCAGCCGCCGUCGAGGCGAGAGAUGACUGCCGGCGCCGCGAGCGCGGGCGCGGUCCGGCGGGCGGUCGACAGGGCGUGCGCGGCCGCCAGGGGGGCGCGGCGCGCGCUGGCGCGGUUCGCGCCGCGGCCGUCGGCGUUCUGCUCGGCGGCGGACGCGGAGGCCGCGGCGGUGCGCGGGGUCCGCAACGCGCGCACGUUCCGGUACCACUACGCCGCGCUGCAGUGGGCGCUCCUCCUGGCGUCGCUGGCCGCGGCGGGGCACCGGGCGUCGGUGCUCUUCCUCAUGGCCGCCUCCAAGGUCCUCCUCGUCUGCCUCGGCCUCCUCGCGCCGUUCCCGAGAUUGGCGCUACUCCGCCGAUUCGUCGCCGCGGCCUUCGUCGCGCUCGUGCUCGCCGACCUCACCGCGGCCGGCGCCGUCGCCAACCUCAUGGCCGCGCUGGCGGUGGGCGUCCCGGUAAUCCUGCUCCACGCCUCGUUCCGUGUCCGCGACGACCUCGAGGGGCCCUCCACGGAGAACGGCGAGGAGGAGGAGGCGGCGGUCGUGGAGAAGAGGGAUGACGGCGAUGUCGAGGCAGGCCCCACGCGGCGGUCCACGGCGGUCGCGCCAAGAUCGCCGAAGUGACGGACGGUGCGAGCUAGGCGGCUGGCUGAUCGACCAGACGAUUCAGAGUCUUGGUCAAAACUAUCUUAAGCUCUUGACUGCUUUUUGAUAGAUCAAUCAUACAGUACUACUCAUUGGUAUUUUUGCUGAAGUUCCGAAUCGAAUCGGUUAAUACUCUUAUAACAACUAGACGGUGAAUGAGGAUUAUGGAAACCCGAUGUGAAUGCAUCCAUUUCCUUACUACCUGUUGGACUAAUCUUUGAUCAUACAUACACUUAGCAGAAAGGAAUGGAAUACGUGAUCAAAACUGGCAGUCGGAUUUACUGUGACAAUAUACAUUUUGAGCAUUUUUGUCA
Messenger RNA from Hordeum vulgare subsp. vulgare (domesticated barley), 1235 nucleotides. RefSeq lists its product as uncharacterized. The record is from RefSeq and is a predicted model, not a curated record. The coding region runs from base 301 to 900 and encodes 199 amino acids. The transcript has a single exon. NCBI's taxonomy places the organism in Eukaryota, Viridiplantae, Streptophyta, Magnoliopsida, Poales, Poaceae.